CUCUUGUCUCUGCGACUCCGUCAGUCGAAGUCUCAACGUCACACACCGCGAGCUGAGUUGCUCUCCAUCUCCGAUAUCUGCAAUCGGUGCCUUGAUGAGAACAAAUAGUUGAUUCUGGCAAUAUUGGAUAAUCAAAAACUUGGAAAACUUGCUGAGUGUGCCUAUACAUAGUAGAGAGAUGUCAAACAAGGACCUUGAAAAUGAGUUUGAUGAUAAAGCUUAUUGGCCAAAGCCCAUUGAAGACCAUUUUAUUCAUCUACUGUAUGAAGAGGCAAAAAAAGGCUUGCAAACCAAUAAUUUAGAUAAGACUGAGUGGGCUGGUAUAGAAAAGCAGUUGUUUGACAAGUUUGGGAAGAGAUACAGUCGUGACAAAUUGAGGCAGAAAUAUAACCGAUUGCGCAAGAUUCACCGUGAGUUUACAAAGCUCAUUUCUCAUACCGGGAUGGGUUGGGACCCAAACACGAACACCGUUCAAGCAUCGGAAGAAAUUUGGGCAUCCUAUCUCAAGAAAAACAAGUUUGCAAGCCGUUUUCGUAGCAAAGGAUGUCCUCACUAUGAUUUGCUUGGUUUGAUUUUCAACUACACCACUGCCUCUGGACAAAUGCAAUGCGCAUCUACUCAUUCUCCUCCAGAUUCUGAUGCUGAAAGAGAGCUAGAAAAUGAUUUUCUUACCAAUGGUGCACAUGUAGGUCUUAAUCCAGAAAGUGGUUCAAGAGGUUUUAGUGAGGGAGAUGAAGGAACUAGCAACAAGAACAAGCGUGCUGCUCUAUUUCCCCAGAGUGAUCUUCCCUCAAGGUUAAAGUCAUCUAAAUCAACCAAAAUUGAUGAAACCAUUGAAGCUUGGGCAAAGUCUCUUAAUAGCAAGAUUGAAGUUUCAUUGGCAAAGCUUACGCGUAAGAGUGAAAAGGAAGUGGCCUUUCCAUAUAAAGAAUUGGGCUCCAUUGAGGAUUGUAUGGAAAUAUUGGAGGCCAUGGAGGGAGUGAAUGAUGAUGCUUAUGUGAAAGCUUUGGAUAAGUUUACUAGUUCAGAUUGGAGGAGGAUGUUCGUGAAGAUGUCAGAUUCAAGGAGAAGAGUGUGGCUCAAAAGCCUAAAGUGAAUGAGAUUGUGAAUUAUUAGUUUUAGAAUUUAUUUAGUUUAGAAUAUUUUAAUUUAAUAUGUAUUAUUUAGGACUUGAAGAUCAAUUGAGUUUGGCGAUGAUUUAAUUUUGGUAUUAAA
Prunus mume (Japanese apricot) is the source of this 1215-nucleotide messenger RNA. RefSeq names its product L10-interacting MYB domain-containing protein-like. Lineage: Eukaryota; Viridiplantae; Streptophyta; Magnoliopsida; Rosales; Rosaceae. The record is from RefSeq and is a predicted model, not a curated record.